AUGAAAGACAAUCGACUAGUAAAGCAAGGGCACAUAUACUCUCCAUAUCAAAUUUCAGAAUUUAUAGUUGCUUUGCAUUGUCCAAGUAAUAUUUUGGCACUAACUCUGCCUUUAAGUAAACUAUUGCAGAAGAAAGUUUUAAAUGUCAAUAGUGCACAAGAUGUUUUACUUAACACUCUACUCGUUUUAAAAGAUAAACGCCUGAAUGCCGAACAGAACUUUGAUUAUUUAUUAAAUGAUAUCAAUGUCUGCCCUAGGAAUUUAGAAAUUGAUUUAUCCAUCCCUAGAUUAACUACUUUAAUGAGAAAUCGACCUAAUCCUCAAACGAAAUCCCCAAAGGAGUACUACAUUCCUUUACUAGAUAGUACUACUAUAUUAGAUUUAGAGUCUCGCUUUCCAAAAGGUACUAUUGAAUUAUUUUACUAG
Molecule: messenger RNA, 426 nt
Organism: Psylliodes chrysocephalus
Lineage: Eukaryota; Metazoa; Arthropoda; Insecta; Coleoptera; Chrysomelidae
Source: the annotation of a GenBank genome assembly